This is a messenger RNA of Cynoglossus semilaevis (tongue sole), 3769 nucleotides long. RefSeq names its product notum, palmitoleoyl-protein carboxylesterase a (gene notum1a). The transcript has 11 exons. Gene Ontology annotation, molecular function: palmitoleyl hydrolase activity. Lineage: Eukaryota; Metazoa; Chordata; Actinopteri; Pleuronectiformes; Cynoglossidae. Gene Ontology annotation, biological process: negative regulation of canonical Wnt signaling pathway; protein depalmitoleylation. The coding region runs from base 603 to 2096 and encodes 497 amino acids. The record is from RefSeq and is a predicted model, not a curated record.
GUGGUGGGUGGAGUGUUCCUGGCCAUGCCUGCUGUGUUGAUCACGUUUUGUUUUUGUUCCCACUUGAUUUGGGGGCAAGUGUGUUCCAAGAUGCCUCUUCUCACUUCAUAAACGUGCGGUGCAAUGGGAAAUGGGCAUUUCAAGGCCAAUAAAAGCCACCACAUCAAAUGAAACAUCGCGGAUCAAAAGAACCAACGCAUGGGCAUUUUUUCCUUCUAUAAAUUAAAAAGGGGGGCAAGUCUGCCACGCUUGAUCAUGCCCCGAGUCCUGCCCCGCUCCUGCGAUUGGCUGGACGGACGCACAAGGGGGGAAAGUUUGAAUAAAAUACAAGAGCAUGGCACGAGUGUUGUUGUGCGGGGCUUGUGCGCUUGGAUUCUGUCAGACAGAUGAGCGAGGAGUGCAGCCUGAAAUACAUCCACGGAAUCCAGCGGACGCUCGUGACUGAUGUCUAGAGGACUGGUGAUUUGAACUGACAUCACAUCUGUGCACACUCGGAGCAGCGGAUGCGUAAACGCUCAUUCUUAGCUCCAUUUGUUUAUUUAAAAAGAAGAAACUUUCUUAAAAGUUGCUUUUGGAGAACAGGCGUCUGAGCCGAGGAUAGGAUGACCGCAAUGAGAGUGCUUUCAUCAGUGCUGCUACUGGCGCUGAUGCAGUCCGGAGCUCAUUGCGCACGGAGGUUCCGCGGCGGCCGCAACCCACAACCACGGCGCACACCACCACCUCCUCCUUCUUACCGGUCCGACCGGGGUGACACCACGGAGAGCUUCCCUCUGGAUUUCACCGCCGUGGAAGAGAACAUGGAUAACUUCAUGACACAAGUCAAGAACCUGGCGCAGUCCCUGUACCCGUGCUCGGCGCAGAAGCUCGACUACGACAUGAAGCUGAACUUUUUGGAAAAUACGUCAGUCACCUGCAACGACGGAAGUCCUGCGGGGUACUACCUGAAAGAAUCCCGAGGCAGCAGACGGUGGUUGAUCUUCUUGGAGGGAGGUUGGUACUGCUUCAAUAAGGAGAACUGUGACAGCAGAUAUGAAACCAUGAGAAGGUUGAUGAGCUCAUCCAAGUGGCCCCAAACCAAAAAAGGCACGGGAAUCCUGUCUCCACUGCCGGAGGAAAACCCGCACUGGUGGAACGCCAACAUGGUGUUUAUUCCUUACUGCUCCAGUGACGUGUGGAGUGGCGCUACAGCCAAGACUGAGCAGAGUGGCUAUGCCUUUAUGGGCUCACUGAUCAUUCAAGAGGUGGUGAAAGACCUGCUGACCAAAGGUCUGGACAACGCCAAGGUUCUGCUCCUGGCUGGGAGCAGCGCUGGUGGCACCGGGGUCCUGCUGACCGUAGACCGAGUGGCAGAACUUCUAGAAGGUCUAGGGCACACAGGGAUACAAGUGCGAGGUCUGUCAGAUUCCGGCUGGUUCUUGGACAACAAGCAGUAUCACUGCCCAGACUGUGUGGACACUGUCACUUGUUCCCCCACGGAGACCAUCAAAAGAGGCAUCAAGUACUGGGGAGGAAUGGUGCCUGAGAGAUGCAGGCAGAUCCAUCCAGGGGAGGAGUGGAACUGUUUCUUUGGAUACAGAGUGUUUCCAUCCAUUAAGAGUCCAGUGUUUGUGGUCCAGUGGCUUUUUGAUGAGGCCCAGUUGACAGUGGACAACAUCCAGCUCACAGGUCAACCUGUGCAAGAGGGUCAGUGGCGCUACAUCCAGAAUCUGGGUAUAGAGCUAAGGAACACCCUCAAAGAUGUGCCGGCCAUGUUUGCACCAGCAUGCCUAUCGCAUGAGGUCAUCAACAGAAACUACUGGAUUGACGUGCAGGUUAAGGGCACCUCCUUGCCCCGAGCUCUGCACUGUUGGGACCGGAGUCUCCAUGACAACCGGAACAACAAGGCCCCGCCCAAAGGCUGCCCUGUGCAUUUGAUUGACAGCUGCCCGUGGCCCCACUGCAACCCCACCUGCCCCACCAUCAGAGACCAGUUCACAGGGCAGGAGAUGAAUGUGAUUCAGUUCCUAAUGCACAUGGGCUUUGAUGUGCAGAAGAUGGCUCAGCAGCAAGGCAUGGACCCCAGCAAGCUACUGGGCAUGCUCAGCAGCGGCAGCUAAAGGCACACACGCUUACGUGCCCAGUAUCUCCAAGCUAAGCCCGAGCAGGGUCGCCUGGUCUCUGUGGCCAGACUCCAAUGCCUAAUACCUCCAUAACCAUCCACUUUCACAACCUAUUCACCUUUGUUCCUCUCUAGGCUCCAGGUUUCUAUAGUCACAACCUCAGUCAUACAAAGGGGGCUCACAUCCGCCCCCCACUCCUCUACUCUAAUGUAUGAGUUAGAGAUGCUGGGAAGGGCGAUUGCGGGGCGACACGUCACGACAAGGCACAACUUUCUGCUACUCCUCCAUUUAAAUUAUCUUUUGCUUUGUAAAAGAAAAAAAAUAUCACAAUGCAAUCCAGUUUUAAGGAUACUCAGUGAUGUUCUGUUCUAUGUUAUUUUAAUCCCUACGUAGAUUAUGUUUAGUCAUUGUUUGAAGAAAAAAAAGAAAAUAAGAAAAUGCCACAAUGGCAUAAGGAUGCUGUCUUUGUUAGUCACCACAGACUAUAUAAAGAUAUAAUAUUGUUAACAGUAACAUGCAGAUACUCAAAUAUCUCAAACAGGUUAGUUGAGGAAAGCACUGGAUCCAGAAGAACACAGAUCGCAGUGCUUUGAUAUUUGAAGCACUGGACUCAAUUUCAAGAAAAUUAUAUACCAAAUUUUUCAUAUUGUCUUUAUUUCAUUAUCAAAAGAGUGGCCACUAAUGCAUACUCCCUACAGCCUGGAAAACACAAUGAAAAACAAAUUAUUUCACAGUUUAAAAAAAACUCUAUGAAGCCAAAUAUUAACAAUUUCAAUAUUUAAACAAUAUGCUGCAUUAUUUAUGAUAUAAUAUAAUUUCCAUGUAUGUGCUUAUUGGCAUUGUUAACUCUGACACAGGCCAACACGCUCAUUAAAGAUAGAACAAGUAAAAAGACAAACACCUUAUUUAUUGUUGUGCCCCUACCCCCCGUAGACACAAGCCUUUUCUGACUGUGUUGGAUUCAAAGUGGCUUACACUCGAGAGCUGUGAACAUGCCGUCACGGUUGGGUUUCAGUCGUGCUCUGAAGCCCAUCGAGGUGCUUAGGCAGACCGCGGAACUGUUCUGAGGUCUGUCAUUAGCUAAACAUACACCACAGUGCCAUCACAUCUACUCUAUACCUCCGUAUGACAGGUCGCAUCAUCACCAGCCGACUUUUCAGACCCCAACCGGGGGGAAAUAUUCCCGUUAGGUCACCUCAGUAGAUCCUCCGAUCAAUGCAAUGAACAUUCAAAGGGAGAAAAAAAAAUACUGUGUAAUGUAUAUUUUUAUGACUAUUUGUACAGGUUCUUUUUAAACCCUGCAGCUCCCUUAUUGUAUUUCAUAUAGAGAUCACUUUUUAAUAUAAUGACAAUGUUGUAUGUAAUGUCUUUAUAAAUGAUUUUUUAAAGGACCUCUAUUUUUCAUCAGACCAGAGAAGCAAAGGUAUUACAAAUUGUAAUUUUAUUCUGUAACAUAUUUUUUUUAACAGAAACAAAAACUCAAGCUAUAAUGGCAAUUUGCAUAUUUAUUUUGUUAUGUAAAUCAUAUUUAUAAGUGCUAUUUUCACAGAGAAGUGAUUCUUUGUAAAUUGUAAAUACAUUGCUGUUUUCUUUUCUUUGUGUUGAUUGCAUGUCUUUGUAUUGGACCUGAAAGAAACGUCACAUUACAUAUAAAAGAAUAUUGUUGUUCA